AUAAUAUCUUCUCCCCCACUCUCUCUUAACCUUUUGGCUUCGCUAUUUCUCUGCCAGUCAAGUGGUUUCCAUAGAAAAUCGUUUUUCGCCGAAUUCGAAACGGAAAGAAAAGAAAAGCUUUGGGAGAAAUUUGCUGCAUCGAGCUUGCAAAUGGAGGUCUGGUUCUUGUCAGUGAAGCUCUGAAGGAUAUCGGUAUGAAUGGGAAGUUUACCUUGUGCUGAGACAAAAGCUUUAAGAGUUCUUUGAUGCAGGAACAGGUUGUCGUUCCUUUUCAUUAAAUUUGAUAUGAAUUUUGUUUUUGAGCUUUUGAUUUCUGUCUGGGGGCUGGAGUUUGGAGGUAUGGAUCUAUAUUUUUCUAUCUUAACUUUUUGAAUCACAACUUUGCUUUUAUUACGAAGUGUAGGUUUUUGUCAUGUAAAGUCUGUUAACAAUUACCGUAUGCAAAUUCUGAUUUACUCCCAUGAUAUUUGUGUGGGUAUAAAUUUGUUUUGGCCUGUGGAGUAUGCUCAGGUAUAGGGUAUUUUUUUUGUUUCUUUCAGAGUUAUUAUAAAAGUAUCAUAAAAGUACUGACUUGACUGAUGGAUAGGGUUGUUAUUUGCAGAAAUUGAUAGUUGAAGUGCUUGAGAUGUGGGGAAUCCAUGACUCACCUGACGAGGGUGUUGCAUUUGUGUGUUAAUUCCUCACAAUGUUUUUUCAGUGUGGUUGAUAUAGGCUGGUCCAAUGAACAAUAAUGUUGGGAAAGGGAAAAGAGGUUUGGCAGAACGUAAUCAUAUGAUUUUUGACAAAAAGAGCCUCAAUUUUGGAGUAGCCAAUGGAGGGGUAAGUUCUGGAUCAUCAACAGAAGAUGACCCAAGAUUUAAUAAGCUGAAUCAAGAUGGAAACAAUGGAUUGAAGGGUCUGAUUCAAAUCAAUGGGAGCUUGCAGGUUUCACAGCAACCACCUCAAGGGCCAGUCAUUUGCUGGGAUAGAUUUCUCCCUGUGAGAUCAAUAAAAGUUUUGCUGGUGGAAGAUGAUGAUUCAACACGCCACGUUGUGCGUGCUCUUUUUUGCAAUUGUAGUUACGAAGUUACUGCUGUUUCCAAUGGUCUUCAAGCCUGGAAAGUCCUAGAAAAUCCAGAAAAUUGCAUCGGUCUGGUCUUAACAGAGGUAGCUAUGCCAAUUUUGUCUGGAAUAGGUCUUUUGUGCAAGAUCAUGAACCACAAAACACUGAAGAAUAUCCCUGUGAUUAUGAUGUCGUCUCAUGAUUCUAUGGGUAUCAUCUUUAAGUGUUUGUCAAAAGGUGCUGUUGACUUUUUAGUGAAACCUAUUCGGAGGAAUGAACUUAAAAAUCUUUGGCAGCAUGUUUGGAGAAGAUGCCACAGUUCUAGCGGCAGUGGGAGUGAAAGUGCGACCAACUUCAGAAAAUCUACGAAGUCAAGAAGUAAUGAUGCUUCUGAAAACAAUAGUGACAGCAAUGAGGAGAAUGACUAUGGAAGCAAAGGCUUGAGCAUUCGAGAUGGAAGUGACAAUGGAAGUGGCACUCAGAGUUCGUGGACUAAAUGUCUGGCUCAAGUUGGCAGUCCUCAUCCACUUUCACCACAUAAACAAUUGGUUGAUCCCCCUGAUAGCACUUGUGCCCAAGUGAUGCAAACGAAGACUGAAAAAGCUAGUUGUAGAUGGGUGCAUGCAACAGAAAAGGAGUGCCUUGAACUUAUUGAUCAUCUUGAUGAUGUUGCAAUGGGCAAGGACUUGGCUGUUGGAAUAUCUUUGAGUAUGCAACUAGAGCAUCGACUUGAGGGACUGUCUAGCAAUCCAAUGGGUAAAGGGGCAAAUAAAAUGUCUGAUGAUGAUGAUAUGCAGAUAGUUAAAGGACAGAGUAAUGCCUGUGAAAAAGGAGAAAUGGAAUGCAAUGGUGGUAAAACCAGGACACAGGAAAACCAGACUAUGAAUGUUAUUGAUGUUACUGAUAGCAACAGUCCACAGGCUGAAAGCAGAGACUUGAACACUCCAAAUGGGUUCUCUGGUUUCUCACUAACGAAAGAAAACUCUUGCCCCAAAGAGCAUCCAUCCCUGGAACUAACUUUGAAAAGGCUGGGAGAAGUAAGAGAUCCUAAAAAUGUCACGGGUGAAGAAUGCAAUGUUUUGAGACAUUCAGACCAAUCAGCAUUCUCAAAAUAUAAUACUGCUUCUUCUGCUAACCAGGCUCGAACAGGAAAUGUAGGAAGCUGUUCUCCACUGGCCAAUGGCUCAGCUGCACCUAAUGCAGAGGUAAUAAACAACUUUCCAUCUCACUCAAAUGUCACUCCUCCAAACCAGCAAUCUAAUGGGAGCAACAACAUCAAUGACAUGGCCUCCAUUAAUACAUAUCUUGGCACCAAACCUUGUACUUUUGACAAGAUGCCAGAGUCUGUAAGAGGUUUGGGCUCAUUUAAUUCCUCUGAACUCCGAACAAUACGGAACAAUAGUAUCUCUUCGUCUCAGAAGAAAACCUAUGCCCGGGAAGAAUAUAUGGAAAUUGUUAGAGGACAAGUGGGAAGCUCUGAACAUGAAUUCAAAGCCGAGCACACUCAUUAUGAGCUUCACCAUUAUAAUCACAUUUCCCGUAAAGCGGCUGUAGAUCUCCAAUCAGAUCAUGAUCUCUUACUCAAAAGAUCAACCAACACUGCUCAGCAAUGUGUAUCAUCAAAUGCGUUUGGAGGGCCAGCAGAAAGUAAUGCUGCAAACUACACAAUAGAUGGAAAUGCUGGGGAGAGUGAUCACGGGAGCAAUGGACAUGGGAGCAAUGGACAGGACGGAACCAUGACAAUGAGGACAGUAAAUGUGGAAAAUGGCAAUGUGGCUGUUGGGAGCAUUGGAGUUGGUGGCAUUGAUAGGAAAACCAUUGGGAAUGGGGCAGAUGAAGGACGACUUUCAUUGAGAGAGGCUGCUUUGACCAAGUUUCGUCAAAAGAGAAAAGAAAGAUGCUUUGAGAAAAGGGUUCGAUAUCAUAGCAGGAAAAAACUAGCAGAACAGCGGCCUCGUAUUAGGGGACAAUUUGUUAGACGAAUAGUGUCUGAAGCCAAAGAAGAAAAAGAUCACCAAAGUGACAACCUGGUACCUGGGGAUAAUACCGACAUUCCUCAAUAACACCAGCCAAAUGCUGGCCAUUAUUUGACUGAUUCUGUUCCAGUAGCGACCUCCAGCUUCUUGCUUGUCAGACUAGUCCUUCGCACAAUCACCUAGGAAGGAGCUCGGAAGUUUGUGUAGUGGGAACCUGUGAUUAGGUAGUUUACCUUUACCUCUGUUGUUUUGAAGAACAGAUAUUUAAUUUGAACCUUCAGGACAACUUUCUAUAAUCUGAUCUUGGUUGUGUGAACUUGAAAACUCCAAAUGGACCCAUGGAAGUGGUUACCUUUGGAUAGGUUAACCUCUGAUGAAAUAAAAUUUAUCAUGUUAGCUUUUA
Messenger RNA from Vigna angularis (adzuki bean), 3421 nucleotides. Its product is annotated as two-component response regulator-like APRR3. Bases 721 to 3105 code for a protein of 794 amino acids. The record is from RefSeq and is a predicted model, not a curated record. Gene Ontology annotation, biological process: cytokinin-activated signaling pathway; phosphorelay signal transduction system. Gene Ontology annotation, molecular function: protein binding. Lineage: Eukaryota; Viridiplantae; Streptophyta; Magnoliopsida; Fabales; Fabaceae. The transcript has 12 exons.